Molecule: messenger RNA, 3874 nt
Organism: Ochlerotatus camptorhynchus
Lineage: Eukaryota; Metazoa; Arthropoda; Insecta; Diptera; Culicidae
Exons: 4
Coding region: 1172-2893 (573 amino acids)
Source: RefSeq, a predicted model, not a curated record
GAAAGCUUUUUCCCAAUCAGUCUCGGAGGAGUCCCUACUAGCAGUACAGAACGCAGCUCAGUGCCCAUCCAGAUCCUGUGGAUUGUCGGUGCGUGUGUAUGUGUUUGUACGUUUGAGCCUUUGUGUAUAGAAGAGAAACGCUGGACCAGAACUGUGGGCAGCGGGGUGGGCCUACUGGACGCAACAGUGGAAGACCGCGCCGGAGCCGAGUGUAGUUUGGCGCAAUAAAAACAACAGUUGGCCGGGAGCGAACCACCUUCUAACCUCGUCCUCCUGCUCCUGCACUGCUCAUCGUCGCGCUGGGAAUUCGGUUCUCGCAAGUGCUUCGGAAGUCAUUCUCAGUAGUAGCAGUGCUGGCAGCCGGUUUGGUUCGGGUUGGUUUUUUACUUCUCCGGAGUCCUCUCGAGAAGCCUUAAGCGGUGUGUGUGGUUUGGAAGUUAAGUGAUUCGCAGCAGCGUGGAACCGGAUCUGACCAUGACGGUCUUCAAAGCCAGUGGCCACGGUCAAAGCUUUUGACCUUUGACACGAAGCAGAACCAAGGAAGCAAGUGCCACACAAACACACACAGAGUGUUGUUUGUUACAUGGUGAAAAUUGAAUUAUAAUGCCAUUCACGGUUCAUGGGCCACCAUCAUAGGCAAGGACGCCCCAUUCGCAGCGAAUUUCUAGUCUGAACCAAAAGGAAAAUAAAAAGAAUCCAAAGUGUCGUGAAGAAGCAAAUUCCCCCUCCCCCGGAGGAAGCACGUUUCUGUCAAAGUUGUCUCGUACGUUUUUCGAUUUUUUCGUUCAGCCGUCGUAAGCUGAUGGUUGGUGGGGCUAGGUGGAGACCAAAAUCGGUAAAUCCGCCGGAGGUGGAGAGAGUGUAGAAAAAAAAACAAAAGAUUUUCCAAACGACCACAUCGGAAGAGGAGAAUGCCCGUUGGGAAAACGCGACCAUCGGGCUAAGCGAGUGUCAAGUGAAGUGCUUUGGAAGGCGAUAAAGCAACAGAGAAAAAAAAAAAAGAAGAACCCAAGUGGGAAAACAAAAGAAAAAGCUUGGUGCUGGAAAUCACAGAAAAUCACGCGGUUUGAUAGGAUAACGUUCGGAAGUGGUCGGUAUCCUUGGGUGGUAGGUGCAAAUAAUACUCGGUGGAAUUUGACGCGGAAGUGGUGCAGUUGAAUAAGAAGAAAAAAUGAAAGCGCUCCGGGCCGGAGGCGGACUUUGCCAGCUGAUCUUCCUGGUGAACGUGCUGGUCGUCUGCUGGGCGGAGUUUUCAACCACUGAUGGCGACUCCAAGACGAGCUCCGUGGAGAAGAGGCACAAUGGCAGCAAGCAAUCGAAACAUCGACGCCAUCGACGGGAAAAUGGCGACGGCGAAAGUCCCACCGGAGGAGGCGGCGGCGACGACGGUGAAUUGGAAAAUUUCAUUGCACUAGCACCGGACGAAGCGGAUAUUUAUAACUUUUCCAACAAUCUCAUCAACUCGGUGGAUAAUGCUGCUGGUGGUGGAGGCCGUGGCGGUGGAUCCGAGAAUGCAAAUGAACUGAAUCCGUUUAAUGAAUUUCUUAAUCCUCGGCACUCGUCGCACCAGCAGCAGCAACAGCAUCGACGGAUGCAGGGAAAGCAACAGCUGCCGGAAGAUCCUUGGGGUUUGGAUCUGGACGAGCAGUUGCCACCCCCGGAGGAAGCUCAGCCAGAGGAGGAGGAGGCGGAUAACGAGGUGGAAAAGAGCAAAUAUCUGCCGAGUGGUUCCAGUCUUGAGCCAGUGAACCGAAGCCAACAGCCGGCUGGUGGGAGUCCACUGAUGGCAAGCAGUAUCGAUUUCCUCAACUCCAUCGACGGUGGCUAUCUGCUGUCGAACGGGAUUAUCGACGAGAAAGGCACCAAAUUGAUAGAUGAUAGUGGCCUGUCGACGUUGAAACCGGAUGGUACCGGAAAUGAUGACGGGGUUGACGGAGGUGGAGGGGAAGAUGUAAGCGAUGAUGACAUUUUCGAACAGAUGCAGAAGAAAGCCAAAUCCUAUCGGUUGAAACUGUACAAGAAGCACAAAAACUUCAAGCACAGCCAUCACCAUCGAGGCGGAUACUACCAUCCGAUGUAUCAGCAUCAUCACCAUCACUACUCUCGGCAAAAAAUGCUCGAACGGGAACGUGAUCGUUGGAAGCAAAUACAAGAGCCACCGAUGACCAAGGUAACCAACCAAGGCCAGGUUCGAUACUAUCAAAGCACCAACAAACUGGAGACAAAAGAAGACAUUAAGGCACAUCUCGAUGGCCACUCCACCAGCCGCGAGCAGUGGCCCUAUUUCGAUAAGGUUAUAAACUCCCUGAACAAGGACCAACAGCAGGACCACGUGCCACCGUUCAUAAAGAAGUACAAUCGUCGGACUCAGCAGUUGAUUGAUUUGUUGGAGGGAACCAUUGCUCCGAUGUCGGAGUACGGCCAACGUCAUCACGAAAGGAAGUAUAACCGAAGGAAAAAUCCCCUGGAAGACCUGUUUGAAGAACAGCGCCCCAGCCCAAAUAAUCUUGGACUGCAGCGGAACUACAUCCAGGAAACGAUACAAUCUUCAACCGCACACUCGAAUUCACUUCCGGGCGAAGGAAUCCACAUCAUCUACGACAAGAAGCACAUGGAUGAUGGCCAUGCCUACGGGCAUCCGACAAUGGCUGCCGAUCAUCCCUACAAACUUUCCUCCCGAGCUGGCCAGUUCGUUUACCACCGGGUGGCUUCCCCACAGCCCGUGGGAAACGGAUACGGUCGCUUAAAGCGCCAGCGACUUCCAUUCGUGGCGAUAACCGAUCGCCGCCUGGGAUCCCCUCCGAAGCGUCGCCCCAACAACAGCAUCUCCAGCAGCAGCAGCAACAGCAACUCCGGCAGCAACAAUCUACUGAAUCACCAACCGAUGCCUUAAGCUAAGCACACACACACACACACACUCUGACACAAACAUGAACACCACUCUAUGAAAUCUCGAUGAAAACAAAAACACACAACACUCUCUGCGGUCCCGGCUCGGCGCCGGGAUACGCGUUCAAGGCAGCUGCUCCUUUCUAGAAACCUCGCUUUCUAGAAAAGACACAUACACUUUUCGUUUUGUGUUUCUUUCCAUUGCUACGGCAAUUUUCUUGCGAGAUAUAAUGAAACUAAACUAAUGACACAGCAGAAGAAAAAAAAACACUCACCCCCGGGAGCUGUCCUUCGCUUGUUGAUUCGCCGCCACUGCCACCACCGUCACAAAAGCCACGCACUCGUCUCUGCCUAUCGAACAGUGCUUGAUUACACUCAUCCACCUCGACGUGGCACUUCCGAAAAUUGCCGAUUGCAAAAGAAAAUCUCCACAACAAUAGGUACCUACAAGUGUCACUUUUCUUCCUCCUGGCACCAAAGCGAGAUCGGAUUCACUUUUCCUCCCUGCCCCUGCUGCGAUCGACGAGACUUGCUUUGUUCGAUUUGACGAGCGCCCUCUGACAUAGACGCCGAGAAAAGUGGGUGGGUGGGGAGUGAGCGAGCGCAUUCAAUGAACUGGUAUAACUGUUCGAAAAAUAAAUGCAGCGUUAAAACUGAUGAGAGCCAUAAUGAUUUCCGAUUCGAGAGUUGUGCACUGUGCAGACGUGCAAGUAGGGAAGGGGAGGGUGUAGAAGCGAAUGCGGUGUGGAUAAAUUGUUCGCUAUUCUUCUGUCACUACAGGUGAAGCUUUGACUCGACAGCAUUCUUCAGGCAGUAAUCGGGCAUUGUGUCGUUCUGAUUGUGUGUGUGUAUGAGUGAGUAAUCGGAAGUUUCUGCUUCGCUUGCGAGAUACAAGUAUGACAGUGGUAGCUGCAUGGGUGGAAGGGAAUAAAGGAAGAAUUGCGCUAAAAGGGAACAGUUCUGAAAAUUCUUGUAAUUUGUCAUC